ACAGAUAGCUGGUUAUGUUCGUCAGGUUUACAUCCAAGUCACGCCUCACAUCAUCAUCGUCUUCACUCGACAACAUGUGAAAGAUUUUCGUUGAGAAAUCAUCGCACCAAUCCUUACGCCACCACGUUCAUGAAGAGACCACAGUUCUCACCUGCAGGUAUGUAACUCUAUCAGUUCUAAACUGUUUUCCCUAGAGGUCCAGUAACUUUAUUUGUACUGAAUAGCUCUAUCAGUUCUAAACUGUUUUCCCUCCAUGGAGUAAGGAUCAUCUCUUAAUGACCCAGUGUUACAAACUUUAUUUAUACUCUAUCAGUUCUAAACUGUUUUCCCUAGAGGUCCAGUAAGGAUCAUCUCUUAUUGAUCCAGUGUUGCUAACUUUAUUUAUACUCUAUUAGUUCUGAACUGUUCUUCCUAGAGGCCCUGUAAGGGUCUUCCCUUGACUUUUCUACCACCAACACCCAACCCUUUCAUACAGAAGAAGUAGAAGUAAAGAUCACAUGUAGAAGUAAAGAUCUUCUGGAUUAGAGAAAGAUUUUGAUUCUUUAAUGGUGAUUUAAUUUAAUCCUCUGUUCGUUUCAGGAUCAUCUCACCCAUUCUACGACACUCAAUCUUCACCUCUCAGUUUUCUAUCAAGGUCAUCGCGCGAUCCACAUAAUUCCCUGUGGCUCCCCGCUACCACUUCGUCGUCGCUACCAGACUCCGCACGGUAUCACCAUAACGACUUCAGCAAGCUGACGACACCUACGUUCGGAAUCAACGGUCAUCUCCCGGCGUUAGCUUCGGGGAAUUUCGCCCACUGGAGUUAACCAACUAUGAAUUGACCGAAUUACAUCAUAAUAUUCUUCCUUUGGGGUUAUGAGCCACCUUUCGGGCUUAAUUGUAUAGAAUUAGUUGUACGCAAACAAGUUAAGAUUUCUUACAAAAACACUGACAUAUCAUUAAGUCCUAGGACUUGAUCAAACUUCAUGCAAUCCUAGGACUUGUUCAAAACUUCAUCCCGUCCCCCAGGACUUGGUCAAAACUACAUCCAGUCUUAGGACUUGAUCAAAACUUCAUCCAGUCCUAGGACUUGAUCAAAACUUCAUCCAGUUCUAAGACUUGAUCAAACUUCAUCCAGUCCUAGGACUUGAUCAAACUUCAUCCAGUCCUAGGACUUGAUUAAACUUCAUCCAGUAUUUGGACUUGAUCAAACUUCAUCCAGUCCUAGGACUUGAUCAAAACUUCAUCCAGUCCUAGGACUUGAUCAAACUUCAUCCAGUCUUUGGAUUUGAUCAAACUUCGGCACGUGCUAGCCCCUAGGACUUGAUCAAACUUUAUCCAAUCCAGACUGUAACACCAAAUAUAUUUCAAUUCAUUUAAUGAUCUUUUGUAAGAAUCUCUGCUUGGCAAUUAUUGCUGUAUUGAUAUUAUGGUUCAUGCGAUACGUUUUGUUAACUAGAAAUUUGAACAUCAGGGGAGUUUCUAUUUUGUUUUCCAUCAUAUUAUUAAGAUGUGUAUAUUCUAAUUAAGUUAUUGUACUUGUACAUAGAAUUGGAAAUAGCAGUAAAAGUUAUUUAUGUUAAAAUUUUCGCUGUUUUAUAAAGCAUGGUUGUACUUUA
Molecule: messenger RNA, 1598 nt
Organism: Paramuricea clavata
Lineage: Eukaryota; Metazoa; Cnidaria; Anthozoa; Malacalcyonacea; Plexauridae
Source: the annotation of a GenBank genome assembly